This is a messenger RNA of Priapulus caudatus, 633 nucleotides long. Its product is annotated as acyl-coenzyme A amino acid N-acyltransferase 1-like. NCBI's taxonomy places the organism in Eukaryota, Metazoa, Priapulida, Priapulimorpha, Priapulimorphida, Priapulidae. Gene Ontology annotation, biological process: acyl-CoA metabolic process; fatty acid metabolic process. Gene Ontology annotation, molecular function: fatty acyl-CoA hydrolase activity. Bases 1 to 633 code for a protein of 210 amino acids. The record is from RefSeq and is a predicted model, not a curated record. The transcript is spliced from 3 exons.
AUGACGUUGAGUGUAAUUCCUCGGAGAGUGCUUGUAGAUGAAGUGAUCAAGAUUGUUGUCAACAAGUUAAUGCCUCGUCAAAAGGUGACGAUUAUAACCCAGUUAGAGGAAGACAAAAAAAGAUUUUAUUCCUAUGCGAAUUUUGAGGCGGACAGGAAUGGUGUGGUGGACCUUGGCGUUCAUCCUUCUCUGAGUGGAUCGUACACAGGCGUAAUGCCAAUGGGCCUAUUCUGCAGCAUGCUUCCAGUCCCCGGCCAGAAGAAGGGGCUUAGAUUAAUAAAGAAAGAUGUCACAACUGCAAUGACGUUUGACAUUGGAGUUUAUGAUGGGGUUCAUCAUGUAACAGGCACUCGCCACACUACACCUUUGAUGUCUUGUGGUUCAGUUGAAAGGUCGUAUUUAGCAGAGGGUGUGACCGUGCAAGAGGUAGAGCAAGGAAACAUACGAGGAAAGCUGUUUUUGCCAAAAGGUGCCGGACCAUUUCCUGGUGUCAUAGACAUGUUCGGAACUAUGGGUAAUAUCAUAACAUUCAGGUCUGCCCUGCUCGCUUCUAGGGGGUUUGCAACGUUGGCUCUUCCAUACCUGCACUACAAAGAUCUGCCUAAGUAUGACUACAUACACAUAGAAUCGUAA